AUGGCAUCAGACGAAAUCAGUCGGAUCGAGCGAAAUGGUUCCACAGCAUUACACGUGGCUAGUUACAAUGGGCAUAUCGAUAUUGUUCAGUUAUUGUUAGCCCACGGAGCAGAUCAAACAAUCAAAAAUAAGUACCAAUGUACACCAUCGGAUGAAGCAGCAACAGAUGAAAUAAAACAGUUGUUUAACUGUUCAACCCGUAAGGAUUUUGCUGCUGAAGAAAAUAAGUUCAUAGAAUCGGAAUCCAUCAAAUGGAUCGAAAUUGGUCAAGGUGUUACUCACAUUGCCAAGGAGAAUCAUAAUCAUUUGAAAAAAUUGUUAAAAAAGAAGUCACUACAAUCGCUGAUUAACACUAUCGAAAACUACGUUAACAAAUUGGAUCUCCCAGAAGAUGAGUAUAAUAGAAUUAAAUUAUUGAUGGAUCGCGCACUUUGUGAGGACUAUCCGGUACCGCUGAUGAGUAUGUAUUGCGCAGAAACAUCAUUCUAUAGAAACUUAAAUAUCGAUUUAGCAAGGUAUGGGAGAGUUCAUACAAAGGAAAAUACCAUAUCAGGUGCUUAUGCGUUUACUGCUAUAAUUGCUCAUCAUCCGAAAUUAAAGCAAUAUUCCUACACGGGCUUAACAUUUCGUGGUUGCCGUUUGCGAGAGAAUGACGCAGCAGUAUAUGUCGUUGAUACACUGAUUAUGAAUUGUAGUUUUCUCUCGACAUCAUCAGACCGCGCCGUAGCAGCCCAUUUUUCAGUCAUGGCGGGAAGUUCGGAUAUGUACCUUCCGACUAUUGUAAUCUACAAUAUCAAACACGCUGAUACUGCUAUUUAUUUGCAUACCUUAAGCGAAUAUCCUGAGGAAAGAGAAGUAUUGAUCCCUCCAUUUACUGUAUUCAAGGUAACAAAAGUCAAUAGAAGUGUGAACGAAGCUGAAAUAUAUUUGGAUAUGUGUAAAAGACAAUAA
Didymodactylos carnosus is the source of this 951-nucleotide messenger RNA. Lineage: Eukaryota; Metazoa; Rotifera; Eurotatoria; Philodinida; Philodinidae. The record is from the annotation of a GenBank genome assembly.